Messenger RNA from Spinacia oleracea (spinach), 768 nucleotides. RefSeq lists its product as uncharacterized. The coding region runs from base 41 to 655 and encodes 204 amino acids. The record is from RefSeq and is a predicted model, not a curated record. NCBI's taxonomy places the organism in Eukaryota, Viridiplantae, Streptophyta, Magnoliopsida, Caryophyllales, Amaranthaceae. The transcript has 2 exons.
AGCAAGACAAAGUCAAUCAUUCAACAUAUAUCCUCAUCAUAUGGGACAGAAAUCAUAUGCUGAAAUGACAAGUGAAUGGCAGAGAAAAGGGUACAUUCCCUCAGUUUCUUCGUCAUCUGAAGGUUCCUCUGCGUCUACAAUUUCUUCAAGUUUGCCGAGUAGGACAUGUUUAUGGCUUCUUGCAAGAUCGGUACCAGAUGAGAAAGGAAAUCCUUACUUGCCGGAUCAGGGCACACAAAAGGUCAAAGAAAAUAUUGAUGAAUGGAAAAGGAAACAAGAUGAAGGGGAAUUUGUUCCCAAAAGUGCACGAGAUGAUGUCUUAUCUCGUGCACUUGGUAAGACUAAAGAAGGGAGACCACUAACAUUUGGUGGUGGAGUAGGCAUCAAAGCUGUGUGGGGGACCGGAGAUCGGCGUAGCUUUCGACGGUAUGGAGAUGCGGAGAUGGAGGAAAUGGAAGCAAGAGUGACCAAAAGGGUCAAAGAUGAGACAAUACAAGAGAUGAACUCCAAGAUGGAUGCCAUGGUCAUGGAGAAAUUUAUCACAUUUGCUAAAGAACUUGGUGUCCAAAUACCAAGCCAUAUGAGGAUAGACGCAAAUGUUCAUAGUAGUUGUCGUUCCGGGGGUUUAGAUCCAUUUGCCGACAUUACGGUAUGAUAAUUUGUGUUUUUCAAGUAAUUUGUUUCUAGUUAAUUCUAUUGAACUUUUCUAACAUGUUACAUUGUAUUUGCGUUAUUGUUCAAAAUAAAUAAUAAGGAACCUGUCCCGUG